Molecule: messenger RNA, 1365 nt
Organism: Mycosarcoma maydis (corn smut)
Lineage: Eukaryota; Fungi; Basidiomycota; Ustilaginomycetes; Ustilaginales
Exons: 6
Coding region: 1-1365 (454 amino acids)
Molecular function (GO): FAD binding; D-amino-acid oxidase activity
Source: RefSeq, a predicted model, not a curated record
AUGGCAUCGCAUUCGGCCCAUGUUGCAAUCCUUGGCUGUGGUGUAAUCGGGCUCUCGACGGCGCUGGCGAUUCUGGAGGGCCAAUCGGACAACGUUCGAGGUUCGAAGAGGUUGGUUACUAUCGUAUCCAAGGAGGUUCCGGAUCUUGACUAUGGUGUGCAGAAUACAGGCAUAGGUUCUGCCAAAAAACAUUCCGCAGAGUACGCCAGUGUAUGGGCGGGAGCGCACCACGUGAGCGACGCCAAGUCAGAGCGCGAGCUGCGCCACGACAAGAUUACUUUCGAUCGGAUGAGUAGGCUCGCUCGAGAACGGCCGUGGUUCAGUCAGGUGGCAUCGUCAACAGCCAUGGGCGCAUCUACAAUCGUACCAUCGGCUUCCGUACAACCGAGUAUCAAUCCGCAAGCAUCUGCAGAGCCACUGGUUUGGGUGCAUCAGACUGAGCUCUUCGAAACCGCAGGCGCUUCUCAGUCUACAACCAGGCCGCCAUACGAAGGUGUCCUUGACUGGUAUCCGGACUUUAAGGUGAUUCCGUCUUCAAGUCUAGCGCAUGGACACGAGUGGGGUUGCACAUUUUCUACGAUCGAUAUCAACGUACCCUUGUACCACAAGUGGCUGCUGCGUCGAUUUCUUGACCUUGGUGGGCGACUCGUCGUAGCUGAUGCAAAGUCGCUCCAACAUGCGAUCCAACUCAGUUGCUCUCCGUCAUCCGCCUCGACAAUCUGCAAGAAUGCUUCCAUCUGGACGUCAGCUGGAAAAGCGGACGUGCUCGUGGCAUGCCCCGGACUGGGUGCGCGAUUUAUUCACGGAAUCAACGAUCCCGCCGUCCACCCACAAAGAGGUCAGGUGGUGGUGGUCCAUGCGCCUUGGCUAUCCACGAACGACAUGCUUGCCAAUUGGGCGCCAAAGCCUCGAUACACGCUUCCCGGGUACUCUGUUGUACGACCACAAGGCGGGAGGGAGGUGUAUGUGAUUCCGAGGGGAGACGGUACGGUAGUUUGCGGAGGAACACGCAUUGUCGAUGAUUGGGACGACAAGCCGCGACCAGAAAGUACGAAAAACAUCCUGCAAAGAUGUCUCGACUUGGUUCCACUGCUGGUGGAUCCGAAGAGGAGGACUGGCUUGGAAAAAGUGCGAGUCGAAGACGUCCAGGUCGUCGAAGUCAAUGUUGGGUUGAGACCGGCAAGAAGGCGUGGAGUGCGGCUCGAAAGGGCGAAGCACGACGUGGACGGUGUCAAGAUCGUGUUCAGCUACGGAUACGGCGGUGCUGGAUACCAGGCGUCGUGGGGCGCUGCACUUGACGCCAAGCAGCUCGUUGAACAAGCGCUGGAAGAGCGCACAUCGUCCUUACCGCCGCUUAAGUUAUAG